Molecule: messenger RNA, 2196 nt
Organism: Microsporum canis CBS 113480
Lineage: Eukaryota; Fungi; Ascomycota; Eurotiomycetes; Onygenales; Arthrodermataceae
Product: extensin
Exons: 2
Coding region: 1-2196 (731 amino acids)
Biological process (GO): mRNA processing
Cellular component (GO): exon-exon junction complex
Molecular function (GO): mRNA binding
Source: RefSeq, a predicted model, not a curated record
AUGGCACCGUAUCAUCGCCGCAGGAUCGGUGCAAGCCGACGAACAGUCGACGACGAGGGUGAGGAAGACAGUUUUCCGGCCACCGUGGAGGACGACUCGCUCAGCGAAGCCACCGUGAGCUCCCAGUCCCACGACGAGGAUGACAGAGACGAGGUUGACAGGGGCGACGGCCACGGCGAGAUCACAGAGACUGAAGGCGAAAAGGCCGUGCUGGACAGUGGCCGGUCGGUGCGGACAGAUCGAGAGGGCAGGGCACGGACAGCUCGAGGCAGAGGGAACUUGAAGGAGGGCGGAGGCAGCGAAGGGAAUGGCCUAUUCAAUGCGCGGACUGCAGAGACAGACGCCAUGAUGAAUGGGUCCAAAGAGACAGCUGGGCCGGUGCAGGAGGCGGACGAGAUACACUUUGACCAGCUGGCAGAUCCUUGGCCCAACAGCGGCGGUGGUGAUGGUGGUAAUAACGGCGCCGGCAGCCAGAGAGAGUCUUUUACGGAGCGGAAACGAAGGGAACACGGGGAGUAUAUCCAGAAGAGAAACAGUGAUCCCUCAUUUGUGCCCACUCGAGGUGGGUUCUUCCUACACGAUAACCGGUCUGGAAACGGGAACGGCAGCGGACGGGGCAAGCAGAUGAAGGGCAAGCCACACGGCCUUAUCGUUGACAGCAAUGUCUUCCGCCCCUGGCGUCAUGAUCUACACGACUCUGUCAACCGACCGCCCUAUCGACCACCCCAGAGUACCACCAACAACGGCAGCAGUAACAGCUAUCCCUCCAAACCCGUUCCCACUGCUCCUCGCACGUCACCGCCCAACAGAUCUUUCUCGAGUACCAUCCUGAUUGGCAAUGUCCCCGUCAUCGUCUCCUUACCGGGCAUGGAGUCGCCCAUCUCCUUCUCCGCCGUCCCCAAAAAGCAACACACCCGCCUCCCGCAACACCGCCCUCCGCUUCGUCGUGACAAGCCCGUCCGGAUCUCAUUGCCUGGACAGGCGCCCCGCUAUAUCUUCCCAUCUACCGAACGGUCCUUCAUCUUCAUCCCACGAGCUCUCCGUCCAAACCAGCAAGCUUCGUACCGUGGGAGGGGCCGGGGAGGCGGUGGUGGAUUCUACUCCAGGCGGACAAGCGUGUACUCCGGCAGCGUCUACAGCCAUGCACCAACGCAUACACCCAGCGCCAGCCUUAGCAUGAGCAUGUCCCGCCGCUCGUCUAUGGGCAGGGACGUCAGUGUCAAUGGCGCCACUCCACCAUUGGGAUCAACGGUGCCCAUGUCCAGGCCUGUCGUCCCGGAUGCAAGGCCAGUUGUUCGUCUCCCUCCACAGGCCAUGCCUGCCCAAGUCCAGCAACAGCAGCAGCCGCAGCAACCGCCAGGCCCACCGCAGGCACCGGCACAGACACAGCCCACAGCUGUGCCGACACCCGCAUCGACAGCACCCUUCUUCCCACCGCAGAAUCCGACGUAUCGAGAAAACCGGCCUCAUCCAUCGAUCCCCAUACACCAGCCACGCCCGCAGAAGACCGUAUCGGUAGCAGAUAUCGAGUCUCCUGCCGCGUCGGCAUCUGCAUACCAGUUCGCCCAGCAGCAGACCGACCAACCGUUCCACCACCAGGUACCACAUCAGAUGCCAAUGAACGGCUUUGCACCCACGCCUGACAUGACCAUGCCAAUGGCCAUGCCUGUGCCCAUACCGAUGCAGGUCCCCAUGGUCAUGCCGAUGCAGCAGAUGCCGGUCUACUCGCACAUGCGCCACAUGUCGCACCCUCCACCGACGUCUGCCACGCCCCUCUCCCAGAUCCCCGAGCGGGCCAUCCACGCUGCUCCUUUCCAGCCCAUCCCGUACCAGCAACCGCAGAUGGCUGCCCAGCCGGGACAGCAGGCAUACUACGGCCAGCCAUACCCUGCUGGGCCCAUGUAUGCUGUCCCUCCAGCUCCCGGGACCGAGUAUCCUUACACGCCUGGUGGAGCUGGACCGACUGGCCCGGGAACGGUGGCCCACGAGUCCAACGGGACGGUGUACUACUACGAUGCAUCACAGAUGACGGCCCCCGGUUCGAGUUCGGGUGCCAGCGUGGGCGGCCAGCCUCCCGCUCCGUCUCAGGGACAGGGCGUAGUCGGUAUGGGGGGGAUGAUGACCCCCCCGGGGCCGACAUACUACUACCCUCCUCAGAUGCCGGUGCAACAAAAUGGACCCGUCUACUAUCAGUGA